This is a messenger RNA of Hermetia illucens (black soldier fly), 5643 nucleotides long. RefSeq lists its product as uncharacterized. Gene Ontology annotation, molecular function: zinc ion binding; nucleic acid binding. The transcript has 10 exons. NCBI's taxonomy places the organism in Eukaryota, Metazoa, Arthropoda, Insecta, Diptera, Stratiomyidae. The record is from RefSeq and is a predicted model, not a curated record. The coding region runs from base 183 to 5465 and encodes 1760 amino acids.
UUUUUCUCCGUUUGACAAUUCUUAUCAAAGAGGAAACAAUUAAGGGUUUCAUUUCUCUGUUUUUCGAUAAUUGUGCUUUAGUAGGAAGUCAAACUUAAUUAAAGUCAUUAGUGCAAAGUGUCUCUAAGCUGCUAAAGAAUUGUAAACAUCACGAGUAGUUGUUUUCCACAUUUUCCCGGAAAAUGGCAAACGCGAAGGCUGCGAAAAUGCGUUUCAGAUAUAAAGGAAAGGUCCUAAAUUGGGAAACGGAUAUGACAAAAUUAACUAUUGAAGAACUGCAAUGGGUUGAGUACUUGGCUGAGUCCGCGAAGAACUUCACCAAGUUAUUCGUCAAAAAGAUGAACGGCCUCUGCUGUCAAAUAUGCAACACGAAUGCAAUGGCUGGCAAACAAUCAAUAGAUGCUCACAUCAACGGCAAGAAACAUCAGCGUGCAAUUGAAGUGGUCACUGAAUAUAGACACAAGACAUUCAAAAAUUUGGCGGAUGAAGAAGCAGCGAAGAAACCUGCGGCGACGCCAGGACAGAAACCCGCCGCUGCGGAUGCUAAAGCAGCUCCGGGGACACCCGCGGCGGCUACAAAACCAGCUACGGCACCUCCAGCCAAUAAACCGGGUGCUGCAGCCAACAAGGCCACACCGGCCGCAGCGCCGACUAAACCUGCAAUAAAUAAACCCGCUGAGGCUACCCCAGCGGGAAAACCCACCCAAGGUGCAGGCCAAGUAAAAGGCACACCAGCUGCCGCUAAGCCUCCAGCGCUUGCAAAACCUGCAGGGAGUAGCGCUACUGGAGGCGCUGGAACUGCUGCCAAUAAACCGGCGGGAACUCUAACAACAAAACCUGCUGCUGGGGCUGCGACUCCCAAGGUAGCGCCUGGAGCUGCCAAAGCGGGGAUUCCAGCAAAGCCGAUUCCAGUCAAAACAGGAACGACCCCAGCAAAGGGCGCUGGAGCAACAACACCCAAGGCACCAGUCAGGCAAACGCUCGCUUCACUGAACGCGGCCAAGACAGCAGCACCUGCAAAGCCUUCACCAGUCGCAUCUACAAAUAAAGCUUCAGUUGGAGCUAAGGCCCUACCAGAAAAGAUUGAAGAUAAUGCCCAAGCAACUACUUCGUCGUCUGACACCAAUGCUCAGAUAUUAGACGUGAAAACAGAUGUUGUCUGCAGUCAGUCAAUGAUUGAAACUGUAGAUUUGCUAAGUGAUUCAGAAACGAAUUCUCCAAACAAAAAUGCUAAUGUGAGCGAUCCUGGAAAGCAAGCGGACAUGGGUGGAAUGGAUGAUGAGGAGAUGGAUGUUAUUACAUAUAACGAUAUGGAGGUUCUCGCCAUUAAUAAUUUGACCAUCGACGAGUUGAAACAACUCGAAUGUCGACGGGAUGACAGGGGUAUCUAUGCCAAAUUAAUUCUUGAAUUUGCAGGAGUGUUCAAAUGCAAUGCUUGUGAUGAAAAUAACAUCAAAAAUGAGGAAGCAUUGAAGGCACAUAUAAGUACAGAAAGACAUAAGCAAAAUGUUUCGGAAGUUGCUGUGAAAAAAACCAAUGCUUUAAAAAAAUUGGUGCAAUCACGAAGUCUGAAAGAAUUGGAGGGUCAGAAAGGGGAAGGUGAUACCCUAAUUAUCGGUCCUAUGUCUUUGGAGCAAUUCAGAAUAAAGCACGUUUUCCUCGAUCAGGAGGAUAUGAUGAAGGUUGAAUAUCGACAUACUUCGCCGAUUUGGUAUAGCUUGAUAUGUGAACAAAGUUCCUUGUUCAGGUGUGCUCUCUGUCAGACUCCGUACAUGAAAUAUACGAACAUCGUGGAACAUGUGCAUGGAAGAAGACAUUUGACCAAUUCCAGAAUGGCACAAGAACUACAUCACCCUGUGUAUUGCAUUGCUCCGGAUCGCGCAGUUAAUUUUGCUGAAGACACGGAAAUGCCGAGUCCAAAAAAAGAAAAGCCUAAAGGCAAGGAAAAUUUAGUGCUGAAUCCGAUGGCGGUAUUGAAAGGAUCAAAUCAGAAUAAGCCACAAGUUCCAGAGCUGCCUCCCGGGCAAAAGUUCCCCACGGUUAUUUCACGUCAGAGAACCGAAGGUGAUGCUGGUCAGGCAGGAAAAUCACAAUUGGGUAAACGACCGGCACCCACAACUCACCCCGGCUUACAACCACCUUCUAAACAAGCGAAAGGACCAUCAUUUGCAACUAAAACAUUCACCAACAAACCAGACGAUGAUAAAAAUAUCGAAGGCUACAUAGGCGUAGAGUACGUCGUAAAAAUAUUACAAAAUGCUACAGAUCCUUCUCCAAGGUUUGAAUGUUGUCUUUGCGAAGUGGAAUCCGAUGGGUACGGGAUGCAAGCACAUUUAAAGAGUCUGCAACAUCGUUUGAAGUAUUUGGAUCGACAUUUUCGUACAUGUAUGCGGGAAUUCGAAAGUUUCCGCAACGAUCCAACCUGCAAAAAUGUUCUAGCUGAAGUCGUCCGUCGUGUAUCAAUUGCAGUUGAAAGAUAUCAUGGUCGCGAUUUGCCGUACGAAUGCCUACAAGAGGAAUAUCGACUUAAUCGCCCCGAAAUUAUGGCAAAAGUUUUUUCAUUCCGUCACCCAUCUGAGAGUUCUGGCCCAUCAAUGGUGCAUGUUAUUGAUAAAAUGACAUUGCAGGAUAUGCUCCAGAACAGAAGCACUUUUGGAAAUGCUCAGCCCGAACCGAACCACACGAUGUCAUUCGACGCCGGCAAUGUAAUGAACCCGACACCUCAUGGAUUUAAUGAAGGUAAUCAAUAUCUUGAUGUUGACGAGCAUAGAAGAUUGGUUGAUCAAUUUCUGCGGAAUACGAGCAUUGACAACAUGGAUCGUCGUCGAAGAUCCCGGUCAAGAGGACGAUCUCGAUCGAGGGGACGUUCUCAGGGCCGUUCAUUUGAUAAUCGGAUGAACCUGGGCCGAUCAAGACGAUCGAGAUCCAGAUCAAUGGGUCGCAGGCGAUCACGUUCGGGUGACAUGUGGUCAACUUACAAACGCAUGUUUGAUCACGCGGUCCGUGAUCUUGAUACAGACUACAAGCGCUUCGAACGUGAUCCGGAAACGCAUCCGCUGUAUCAAAAAGAAUGGAAAAUCUUUUGGCAAAAGCGAUCAGAGGAAUUGGCUAAUGAUGGCAGAGAUCCUACAAACUACGAUUUUCAACCUGAGUGGAUUCUUUUCUGGACACGUCGCAUGGAUCAAAUUUACGAGGAGGAAGUUGACAACUUGAAAAUGAAACUAAGGGAUCGUUUAAAUCUACCCUAUCAUAACCACGAUCUCAAGGAUAAGCGUUAUCACAUUGGUAAUCAACGCCAACCGACUAGUGCUUUUUCACAGAUUCGUCAAAGUAUGGAUAAUAUGGGAGGUGGAGACUCAAAUAUGAUGGGACCUAGAGGACAGCCCUCCAUGGAUCAGAAUAGGGCAACUAACAUCGGUCCAAAUGGACCACCGAUGAUGGGUCCAGGUGUUCCACAGAUGAUGGGUCCAGGUGGACCUCAGAUGAUGGGCCCAGGUGGGCCGCAGAUGAUGGGACCGAAUGGACAGCAGAUUAUGGGACCUGGUGGACCGCAAAUGAUGGGCCCGAAUGGAUCACACAUGAUGGGCUCGAAUGGGCCACACAUGAUGGGUCCGAAUGGGCAGCAGAUGAUGGGUCCAAGUGGGCAACAAAUGAUGGGACCAGGUGGACCGUCUAUGAUGGGACCUGGUGGCCCUCAUAUGAUGGGCCCAGGAGGAGAUAAUAUGCCAUUUAACAUGAAUCAAAUGCAACCUAAUGUGGGUCUAUUUAAUAUGCCACGACAAAACAUGGGCCCGGACGCGCAGCAACAAUUCAAUAUGCCGCCCCAAAAUAUGGGUGAGUUCAGAAUGCAACAACAAAACAUGCCUGGGACACGUCCGGGUCUGCAAGGCAUGAAUCAAAAUACACAAGGCGGUCCCGCUCAAUCGAAUGUUGCGCAUGGAGUGAAAGCAACCCCAUCAAAAGAAACUACCGAUAAUCGUGAAUCAAUUCGAGCACAGCAACAACGCAAUAUUCGUCCUUUGAUGCCUGAAACAGAAGCAAGUCGACAACAGCAGCACCAGCAACAAGCACGCUCGAAUGUGCAACGUGGAAAUGUCGAAGAACAGGAACAUAGAAAGGAUCAAUCACCAUUAGGUAGAAAUAUGCGGGGCAAUCAACAAAUGGUCGGGAAAGAGAAACAACGAAUGGAUGACACAGCAGAUCGUGACGAAUCAAUUGAAGGUCCAUUAAAUAUGGUAUCUGUUCUUCGGCUGUUAACUGCACUCGAAGAUCACUUGGGAAUUCUAGGACCCAGGGUUGUUGAUUUAAUGUCAAAAGCCCUCACUUAUGAAAAGGCAAAACCGGGCUCUGCCGAUAAAUCUCUUCUAACUCACGAGAAUGCAGUAUUUCUGGAAACUGUACGAGAGAAACUUCGUGGACAAAUCGUCGUGGGAGUUCUGGACAAAUCAAAAACUCGUGCCGUGAAUAAGGCAAUCAAAGAUGUAACAGAGCUCUUGAACAAAAACGUCCCAAUUGAUCCACCGCCAGUCAUUGAGCGAGUAGAGGUAUCCAAGCCGCCAUCAAUAUCGGCACCUGCCCAAACAUCUCAGCAAGCUGCUUCUGUGAAUGAUGCUGAAGAAAAACGAGAUCUAGCCAUUAAAUUGGCAGCAGCCUUGGCAGCACAAGGCAAAACUAAUGUCACAUCAGAGCAAUUAGAACAAUUGAUUGCUGUCUACUCGCUAAUUGAGAAAAAACAGAAGGAGAGCAGCAACGAACCAAGGAGACAAAAUUUGUCUGAUCUAUUGGUCAACUCGCUGAAAGAACCGGCUGCUUCCGCAUCGAGACAAAGUGGUGGUUUUAACGAUGACAGAAAUUUCUCGAAUACUUUUGAUAAUUCGCGCAGGCCACAGCAGCAGCAAAUGCACCAAAAUCCGUUCUCUGGUUCGAUGAAUACAAACCAAAGUAAUCAGAUGUCCGGUAGAUCAUUCCAAUUAGGAGGCGGAAAGAAUAACAUGGGAAGCAACUCGAACCAGAACCUAUCAUCAACUCGUUCAAGUUUCAUGGGAUCUUCAUUUGGACUGUCCAAUUUCGACACUUCUCUAUCUUUAUCCAACUUACCCCCAUUGAGUUUCAGCCGCCAGCAAGAUUCCAAUAAUUCCAACAGGCAACAAAGUAAUAAUGACGACAAUAAUCAGAAUACACCAGCCUACAUGACAAAUAUGGCUCGAGGCGGAAACAAGAGCGGUAACAGGCAGGAUAUGGUAUCAUAUCCAAGUGUUUGGCAACGCGGAAGCGGAGUUGGCAGUAACAUUGGAGGAGGUGGCGGCGGCGGCGGCAGCGGCAGCAGCAGUGCGAAUUCUAACAUUGGAUCUCGAAACCAAGGUGCAGGACAGCCAAUGCCAAUGGGGUGGCAACAAAACGAGAACCGAAGAGGUAAUAACAAAAACAACAGAAACAAUAUGGGCCAGAAUCGCGGUAGACGUUAAAACUAUAACUUGUACUUUGAUGUUUUGUGUGAAUUGAAUUCCCCAAUAUUUGUAUAAGUAUGAAGAAUAAAUAUUACACCGCUCAUUUUCUUUCUGCUCACUAAAGGCAGUCCACAUUAAUUAACGCAACCCUGUAGAAUUGUUGUGAGUGAAUUUAAUAAAGUAGUUUUGGCCCAAA